AUGUCAGAACCAACAGGCAGGGUUCUUCUUACCGGAGCAAACGGCUUUGUUGCUGCGCACAUAGUCCAGAGUCUCAUUGCACAGAGAUAUCACAUUGUUGGUACUACCCGCUCCAAGGCCAAAGCUGAGCAAGUUAUUGCGCUCCAUCCUUCAUGGAAACCUCACAUUACUUGGGUAUACAUAGUCGACAUUGGAGCUGCGAAAGCCUAUGAUGAGGCGUUCCGGAUGGGGCCUUUUGACUAUGUCAUUCACAAUGCUUCACCCGUCGACUUUACCGUUAAGGAUCUGCAGAGUCAGAUGAUCGAUCCUGCAAUUCGAGGAACAACAACUCUUCUUGAAGCGGCCCGGAGCUUUGGAGGACCUUUACUGAAGCGUAUCGUAAUUUCGGGCAGCACUUCCAGUGUGUCAAACUACUUCCAACCUGAUAGCAAAGCCCGUAAGCCGUGGACGGAAGCUGAUUGGAAUGAGGUCACUGUUGAGUACGCAAUCGAAAAGCAGGAUGCUUUCGCCGCAUACAUGGUAUCCAAAAAACUAGCUGAACAGGCAGCAUGGAAGUUCAUGGCUGAUUACGAGCCGAAAUUUGACAUCGUAGUGUUGAACCCGUACGUCAUCAUUGGGCCAAUGCUCCAACCUGUGGCUGGCCCCGAGCAAGUGUCGAGCACCAAUGCAUUCCCUGUGUACAACUUCAUCAACGGAACGUACAAAGAUAUCAAUGGACUUCUCUUCCCAGCCUGGUAUUUUGUUGACGUGCGCGACGUGGCGCGCGCGCACAUUCUGUCCAUGACCACACCAGCUGCAAGCAACAAACGGAUACUACUUGUCAGUGGCCUGAUCACGCCACAAAUGAUCAUCAACAUCAUUCGGAAGCAGUUUCCAAAACUACUCGACCGAAUCAUUGAGGGCAACUCCGAGAAACUGGUUCCGGACGGAAUUGAUCCGACGGACUGGGAUGUCAGCAGAAGCUUCGAGAUUUUUGGGCCAGAUUGGAAGUACAUCGAUUUGAAUACGACAGUUACAGACACUGUGAAGGAUCUGCUCAACCAUGAAGAGAAGUGGGCCAGCGCAACGUAG
This is a messenger RNA of Ascochyta rabiei, 1071 nucleotides long. Its product is annotated as Methylglyoxal reductase (NADPH). NCBI's taxonomy places the organism in Eukaryota, Fungi, Ascomycota, Dothideomycetes, Pleosporales, Didymellaceae. The record is from RefSeq and is a predicted model, not a curated record. Bases 1 to 1071 code for a protein of 356 amino acids. The transcript is spliced from 4 exons. Gene Ontology annotation, molecular function: oxidoreductase activity, acting on the CH-OH group of donors, NAD or NADP as acceptor.